UAGCUUUCUUGAACAUGACUGUUUCCUGCCCUCUCAUGUCCUCCUCUUCCCUUCUCCCCUCCAUCGCCAUCUCCACCCACCAAACAAAACCAACUCCUCGUCUUCUUCUCCUUCCUUCUUGUUCUUGCUCAUACCCGCCUCCCCUGUCUCUAAUCGCUAAGCCCGGAGAUGGGGUUCGGGCACCGGAAGCUGAUGGAUGAGCCGGCGGUUCAGCCAGUCAACGGCACCUUCUCGCCUCAGACGAUCAACAGCACUCUGUCGGAGGUCUGUGAGACCUCCUGCGACCCUUUGAUCAACGACACAGGCUACUGCUUCAGCCCCUGCUUGGCCGUCUGCCCGGUUAAUUGCCGCGUCGCCAUCCCCCCUCCCAAUUAUAGCCCCGACCCUGGAUACUCCCCGCCGCCGCCCUACUCCAAGCAGCGCCAUCUGUCUCCCCUCCUGAUCACCACCUUCGUCGCCCUAUCCCUCGCAGUCCUCAUAGUCCUCGGGUAUGUGAUUUACGUCAGGUUUUAUGGUCCUAGAAGAAACAGAGGAGGGAGAAACAGAGCGCAGCUGCAGAGAGCCGUUCCGCCGCAAGACGAUGAGUUCGUCGACGAUCUCGGGCCGGUCCUUGACCAUCCAAUUUGGUACAUCCACACCGUCGGGUUGCAGCCCUCCGUCAUCAGCAAGAUUGCUGUCUGUAAGUACAAGAGAGGGGAGGGCUUGAUUGAGGGAACAGAGUGUUCUGUUUGCUUGACUGAGUUCGAGGAAGACGAGACCCUAAGGCUGCUACCCAAGUGCAGCCACGCCUUUCAUGUCUCCUGUAUCGACACAUGGCUCCGGUCCCACACGAAUUGCCCGAACUGUCGUGCCCCGAUCAUCGCGGGCACCCCCGGGUCACCAUCGCCCGAGCCAAGCACGAACAAUACGUGGGAGGAAGUUAGGCUCGAUCAGGGCGGCGAUGAUGUUGAGUUGGCGAGGGAAAAUAUUGGAACUGCUCCUCCGAGCAGGGGAGAAACAGAGGAAGAAACAGAGGAGCACAGCAGCAAUAGGCACGAGCCGGAGAAUGAGAUGCAACCGAUUAGAAGAUCGGUUUCGGUUGAUUCGUUAUCAGCUGCAAAGAUCAAUCUUGCAGUGGCGGAAUUUCUUAUGGGAAAGUCGAUGAGAAAAUUUGAUCCCGAAUCAGGCGAUGAAGAGAAUCAAGAUCAGAGGAACAAGAGGAUUGCCGACAGUUCAAGUUUCAGCGGCUCGUCAAGUUCCAUGAAAAGAUCACUUUCUUGGAGUGGGAGGUUCUUGGCAUUGAACUAUAGCCGAAACCGAGGCUCAAUUCUGCCUCAAUAGAGUUUUAAGUCCAUACCUGAUUUGAGGUUUCUGCGCAAAUGAAGAAAUGCCUCAACUAUUACAGCUUUCAGAUGGGACCCAAAAGGGUCUAUCCUGGGAGAUUCUGUGCAAGUUCGGAUUGCCAUGAGUUUCGAUAAAAAAUCAACUUGGUAAUGCUGCAAUGUGCACGAGAAGCUUGAGUAUGAUUCGAAGGGAUCGAUCUCACCCGGUGCAUUUCUCGGCUUGCUUUACAUCGCAAGACAAUACAAAGUGUAAGUAAAACUUUUGUUCUGUACUGAUACAACGUUGUGUGCAAUAACCCUUUCUUUCCUUUAGCGCUUCUCCUAAAAGGGAAACCUGUAAGUUGAAGGAUAUGAAAUCAACAUGUCAUCAAGCGUUCAUAUGAUGUGAAUCGGUUCUGUUCUCUUGAUA
Punica granatum (pomegranate) is the source of this 1731-nucleotide messenger RNA. NCBI's taxonomy places the organism in Eukaryota, Viridiplantae, Streptophyta, Magnoliopsida, Myrtales, Lythraceae. The record is from RefSeq and is a predicted model, not a curated record.